Messenger RNA from Raphanus sativus (radish), 628 nucleotides. RefSeq lists its product as uncharacterized. The record is from RefSeq and is a predicted model, not a curated record. Bases 108 to 365 code for a protein of 85 amino acids. NCBI's taxonomy places the organism in Eukaryota, Viridiplantae, Streptophyta, Magnoliopsida, Brassicales, Brassicaceae. The transcript is spliced from 2 exons.
ACCGCAACCUUUGAAUUUUUCAUACCCUCUCUCUCUCUCUCAACUCCUCUUUCUCUCUUCUCAUUGUCUUCAUAUCAACUGGAGAAAAGCAAAAAAUCAGAAGAGAGAUGUGUCCGUUAAGACUGAUUCUCAUAUUCUUGUCGGCGACUCUAGCUGGGUUCUUUGUUCUCAAGAAGCUCAACACUUCCUACGAUGAUCCUCUCGCCGACCCUCUCACCGAAGCUGAUCCCGUCGACGCUGACUCUGACUCCAAAUUCUCAAAGGUGGGAAUUGCAAUGAAGUCUGGAUUUUGGACAUGCGUUGACAUGGCAAGUGGCCGCUAUCUCUGGAAUCAUCUCUGUUCCAAUUCCGACAAGUCUUCUUGAGUUCUCUUUUCUCUUAAUCUCCAUUGUCCUGUAAUUGUCUAAUUGUUGCAAUGGACAACCGCCAAUAUCGCAUAUUGUCUGUCUCUGUACUAUAAUUAUAGAUCUCGUCUUCACCACCAAAAUCUCAAUAAAUUCGAGUCUUCUACCUCUCUUGUGUUGAUUCUCAAGUGUGUUUUUGGACAAAGCUAGUUACUUUUUCCUGUUAUAAUAUGUAAGAGCAAGCAAUUAAAAAGGACUUUAUUAUAUGCAGGAUUCUUCCUUUC